This is a messenger RNA of Lates calcarifer (barramundi perch), 8592 nucleotides long. Its product is annotated as neurabin-2-like. NCBI's taxonomy places the organism in Eukaryota, Metazoa, Chordata, Actinopteri, Centropomidae. Gene Ontology annotation, molecular function: actin filament binding. Gene Ontology annotation, biological process: actin filament organization; calcium-mediated signaling; neuron projection development. The record is from RefSeq and is a predicted model, not a curated record. Gene Ontology annotation, cellular component: cytoplasm; actin cytoskeleton; dendrite.
CGACAAACUGGAAUAUAAGGAGGUGAAUGUCAAACAGCUCCAGGAUGCUGCUGUCCUCAUCCCUGUUAACCUGCUGUUCAUCAGGGGGUAUCUGAUUUACCAAACAUGAUGAAGACUGAGCCCCCGUCGGACGGGGGCAACGGGACAUCAGGCGGGAGCUCGAACCUGCGGAGUCCCUCACCCCACCGCAAUGCCUACGAGGCGGGGCUGGCAGCACUGAAGAAGGCCACCGACCACCUCAACAAUGCCGCCAAUGGAGGCACUGACCCUGCCUCAAAACCCGCACCUCUGCCCCGCCCGACUGGGAGGGGCCGGAGAUAUGGAUCAAACGUUCACCGCAUCAAGAACAUGUUCAUGCAGAUGCAGUCUCCUGGUGAUGAGGAGGAUGGAGCCAAAAUGAUAGGUAAAGACCAGGCGGUUAAACUGUCCCUGCCAAGGGCAUCAAGCCUCAACGAGAACGUCGACCACAGCGCCCUGCUCAAACUCGGGGGCACAGUCUCAGAGAGGGUCAACCGUUUUGACUCUAAAGGAAGUGGGGAGGGCAGCUCCAUGGGUUUCUCCAAACUGCAGGAGACCAGGAGGAUCUUUGAGCAGCGGACUCUUCAGGAGAAGCAAGCGGCCACUAACCGGAUCUUACUGAAGAAGGAACGGGCAUCGGGCUUCCAGGACAGCCGUCUAGAUGUUGUGGCACGUUUUAACGGCUCCACUGAGGCUCUUGACCGGCUGGACGACCCCCCUGCUCCCGCCCCUGCCACUCUUCCUGCUGUUGCAGCUUCAGUUGGGCCCGGCGAGGCUGUCAGCCCCACUGUGAGCCAGCUCAGUGCCGUGUUCGAGAAGGGCGAACUGCAAAAUAAUCUCUACCUCCCCCAGCGCCGGUCAGCCCCUGCCCUUGCACCAAAGCCCAAACCUCCAGCCAGAGCGGAGGCUGUUGGUAGGAAGGCAAAGGUGUUGGCUCCAGGUAAGGAGGACUCCAAGGAGGAGACAGCAGGAGUUGUGAGUACUAAAGCAGCAGAGCUACCAGAAGUGAUGGGUUCUCUACAGAGGAGCAUAGAAGGAGUGUUGGCCAGUGGAGAGAAGGAGGGGCUCGGACAGUCAGGAGACCAGCACUCCAACUCCUCCUACUCGUCAUCAUCCUCUGUGGUUGUUACUUCCUCCUCUUCCUCUUCAGAGGCCAAACCGGAGUUGGAGGCCCAGCCAACAGCGACUGAAGCCAGGGGCUCAAGUACGGUGACUGCUCCAGAGCGGGAGCCACAGGCUGACGACCAGGACAGCUUCACCGGGGGGUCUGAAGCUGGAGCCAGGCUGGUGCAGGCGGAGGUUCAUGCCUCUUUGGAAAAUGGAGAAAAAGAGCCUCCGGGUUCCUCUCCCUCCUCUGAGGAGAAAGGAGAGGACUCUGACAGGAGGGGUGAGGAAGAAGAGGAGGAGAAUGACGAGGAUGGCUCGAGGAAGGAGGAUUACUCAGAGGGGGAUCUGGUGGAUAUCAGUGCAUACAGCGGGCUUGGGGAGGAGGACUCUGGGGGGAGCCAACUGGACGAUGAAGAGGAUGAAGAAGAUGAGGAGGCGUAUCAGCCAGAGACUAGUUGCUCGGAGAUUGCGGGCCUCCCUGAAGAAGAGGAGCCUGUGCCAUCCAAUAGGAAGAUUCGCUUUAGCACUGAGCCAAUCAGGGUCUUCACCACCUACUCUAAUGAAGACUAUGAUCGACGCAACGAUGAUGUCGACCCAAUGGCAGCCUCAGCUGAGUACGAGCUGGAGAAGAGAGUGGAGAAGCUGGACCUGUUUCCUGUUGAGCUGGAGAAAGACAGUGAUGGUCUGGGUAUUAGUAUCAUAGGUAUGGGUGCAGGAGCUGAUAUGGGUCUGGAGAAACUGGGGAUCUUCGUUAAGACAGUCACUGAGGGUGGAGCUGCACAAAGAGACGGCAGGAUCCAGGUGAAUGAUCUGAUAGUGGAGGUCGAUGGGACCAGCCUGGUCGGCGUCACUCAGAGCUUUGCUGCCUCUGUCCUCCGCAACACCACUGGCACUGUCAGGUUUGUGAUUGGCCGGGAGAAGCCAGGAGAGCAGAGUGAGGUGGCUCAGCUGAUCCAGCAGACUCUGGAACAGGAAAGAUGGCAGAGAGAGAUGAUGGAGCAGAGAUACAAACAGUACAUGGACGAUGAUGAAGAGACAGGUGAAUACGCAACAGACGAGGAGGAGGAGAUGAGUCCGGUGUUUCCAAACUCCAUUGAGGUUUUCGACCUGGCAGAGAACCAGGACAUGUUAUCUCCUGUGGAGCUAGACCCCGAGAAGCUGGCCCACAAAUUCAAAGAGCUUCAGAUUAAACAUGCAGUAACCCAGGCGGAGAUCCAGCUGCUGAAGAGAAAGCUGGCUCAUGCAGAGCAGGAUAAGUUGCGUUGGCGGAUGGAGCGCGCUCAGUUGGAGCAAAACAUCCGGGACAGUAAGGAGAGGAUGGAGAAACUGGAGGGCUACUGGAUGGAGGCACAGUCCCUAUGUAAGGCAGUGGAUGAACACCUGAAGGAGACCCAGGCUCAGUACCAAACCCUUGAAAGGAAAUACAGCAAAGCCAAGAGACUGAUCAAAGAGUACCAGCAGAAGGAGAUAGAGUACCUGAAGAAGGAGACAGCUCAGCGUCGAGCACACGAAGAAAGUGAGGCAACACACAAAGAAGAAACGGACAACCUGCAGGAAAAGAUUACAGACUUGGAGACCAAAGUGGAUGCCCUAAAGACCCCGAAACCCUCCUAGACUGCUGCUACUUCCUACCUCCUUUCUGUGACUGGAAGAGGAGGAGCUCUGCCUUCAUUCUGACCGGGGCUGUAUUUUAUUCCAAUCAACCAUUUACUGCACAGACAGGGAACGGGGGGGUGGGGGGUGGGGGGGGACAUACCAAGGAAGGCAAUUGUAAAAGAGAGGACGAGGAGGGCGACAUACAAAGAGGAAAGAUGCAACCUCUCAUCUGACAUCUGCCAACAGCUUAGAACUCCAUCAGUCAAUAAUCAAUCCCAGAAUGCACCCUCUGUAAUACCCAGAAUCCUCCUUGUGUGUCUUCCUGGCAACCGGCUUGGCAAUCAACACGGAAACCACAUUCAACAACUUGUACUUUAUUUAUGGGUGAUCUGUUUUCACUUCUCCUCUCCUCAUUAACAGUAUCUUACCAGGAUUCUAUCACUGAUUCAGAUUUAUUUUAAAAAAGCGCUUUUAAUAAACAGGCUCGUCACAAAGUGCUUUAUAGAGUGACAGAGGGCAUAAAUGCAGAAUAAAACAGAACAGAAGAACAAAGGACAAAGAUUAUUUGAUUGUCAUUGUGCUACGUUUGAACUUGGUGGUUGCAGAACCAUCUCUUUUAUUUUUUCGGAACUGGACUGGAUUCUUAUGUUUUCUGUUACGUGGCAUUGAUCGUUCAAAUCAAAAACAAGAAGGAGAAGUAGCCACCUCAUUUUUAAAGACUUAACUCAAAUUCUGAAGUGGAACCGUGGUAGUAAUGACAAACCAUGACAGAAACUAACUUUGAAAAGGAAAUAGCCACCACCCUAUGAAAACUAUGAAGCAAAAUGGCUGACAAAUUUCUGAUCAGUGACAAAAAGUGGGAAAAAACAGAAGGCCUGCCCCAGCUGUUGUUUUCUCUUUUCCAGUUGAAUUUUCUGCAAGUGAUGGAAAGAAACAGGCAGAAGUGUGCAUUUCAGGUCUGAAUUGUGGUGGCAUACUGUUUGUAUAUAUUCUAUACGUGUAUUUAAAAGUGUUUAAAUGGCUUAAGCAAUUAAGUGGGUCUGAUCACGGUGAGUAAGGCAGUGUAGUGAGUGAAUGACAACUUGCUAUGGAAGGUGGAAUGGUUCAGUAGUUCAGAUUCAGCCUGUUUCAUCUCUUCUCUAUCAAUGGCAGACAGGGUGUGAAUAGUCUAUUAUGUGCUUAUAGAGCUUCUAAUGGUGUAUAUUUGUUGGUGUUUACUACAGUAUCUGUGGGUUUACAUGCACUCCAACAUCCUGUUAUUCAGGAUAGUCAUAUACUAUAUUCUUGAGUUGGUGCAGGGAGACAUUGCUUUCUGUUUUCAGAAGUUCGCUCAUAUCCAGGAUCACAAAAAAUAGUAUGCUAGCUUGAAUAUUAAUACUAGUAUUCUGAGGCUAUUUUGUGUAGAGCUUCCAUUAUGCACUCACUGCAUAGUUUCCCAAGCUCAGGCUACAGGGUAAACCAAGAAGAUUAAUUUAAAGUGAACUCUUGUGGUGUCAAUUGUUCAAACAUUUCUUGGAGGCUGAACUUGAACGCUAGAGAAAAUCUUAUUGAUUGAGUUAAACUUUAGUGGAUGGAGCCAAAGAGCCCAAAAUCCCCAGUCAAUAAUGGAUUUUUGAGCCAGAUAAUGAUAUUAGAAAGUUACUUAUUAUUGUUAUUUAUCCACUAAUAUCAACAAAUACCAACUAACCAUGACCAAAGAACAGCUAUAGUAAUUACAUUUUAUUAAGCAACUCAGUUGUAUACUUAACUGUGAAAUUUAAACCUCAAUUUAAUACUUAGUGUAUGUAUUAGUACCUGGCUAUGGAAGCAAAAAAGGCCAUAAUAAUUUGAUUAUAUAAGCAACAAAACAUGUAACUUUGACAUUUAGCAGCCACUGCCACUAUUUAAUGUAUUUAAAUGUUGCUGAAUUUAUAGAAUUGAAAUAUGUUUUAGAGCAGUCUGUCUGAAUUUAUUCCUUUAGGCAGUAGCUUUUUGUGUCUUAAUGUAACUGCUAUAUUUCAAAACUACUUGAUUUUUUGACCUGGCUUGAAUUUUUAGAUCUAAAUAUGACAGAUUUGAAAGAGCAGAGUUUUGCAAAUAUUGGAUCCUUAAAUUUAGAAUUUCUGAGCCUUGAAAAAACGUCAGUUUUUUUUUUGUUGCAAUUUUACAACUUGAAAGUACCACAUAUAGUCAGACAGAUGGAUUUCAAAGUAAAAAAAAAAAAAAGUAGUCAAAUAUCAAAACUAGCUUUUCACUUGCUUACAAAAUUCAAAUUAUUAUGGCCUUUCUUUGUUUUCAUAGCUAGCUUGUUAGCUAACCUAGAUUAGCUAGUGAAGCCUUUUAUGCUAACAUACCAGGAUAGUUUUGCCUCCAAGACAUGUUUUUCUAAUUACACCUUUCACAUGGAUAUCAGCUACAGUGUUAUUCAGAAAACGGUAUGCAUGUAAACACACUCUGUACAUCUUAUGUUAGGAGAAGAGUAGAAGGUCCCAGUGCCAGUAUUAUGACUUUAGAAAAUGAAUUUAAAGUUAGUGAUACAUAUAUGCCUGACAUAGUCCAAAUAUAGGUUGAAUACAAAUGUGUUUCUGUGGUCAUUAAAGGUCAAAUCAUUUUCAGGUACCCAGGGAACACUGUAGAUGCAUCAAAUUCAUCCACACAUUUUUCUUCCUUAAACAAAGAUUUUUCUUUGAUCAGGUAACUUGGAUAAGUUGCUAGCAGUUUUAAAGUACACAGCAUUUUUUUUGUUUUUUUGUUUUAAAAAAUGUGCAUAAAAUUUGAAUCAGUUAGAUUGUCACUUGGUUAAUGCAGAAUUGUGCCAGUGGAAAUGGUAAUUAAUCACGGUUUAUACAUUCCCUAUAAAGAGAAUGGACAAAUUGACUGGACUGGACUUUGACUCUGUGGUUACAGUCCACUCUGUAGGUUUAUAUAGUUAUAUAUUUAACUAUUUUCUGAUUUGACUGUUAUCCAGUGGUUGAUGAUAGUUUGUUUGAUGUUCCAAAUAUGAGGUUCAUAUUUGCAUGUGGAUGGCAAAAUGGUGCUCAGCAAGACAGUGUUCUAUACAAGAGUUACACGUUUUUAACUGGCCAGUUGUGUAUUUUGCUGCUCUAGUAUUGUCAUUCACCAUGGUGAUUAUUCCAAGUUCAUGUAUGUGUUGAGACAAUACAGCUUGCUGGCAAGCUUUUAGUAGGUUACAUUCAUUGAAAAUGCAGAAUUAGAAAAAGAAAUUAGGCUACUUAAGUUCUAAUCAAUAAUGAAUACAAUAAUUUUUUCCCCCCUGUUGUAUGACACAGAGAAGCGAAUGAAAAUCAGUGAAAAUCAACUCCUCACACUCUGUGGUUCAGGUUUGCGUGGAGUGCACUUUUUUGAUCAAAUUUCACAAAAACAAAAUGCAGGGCAUGGUAUGUUUUUUUAGCCAUGCUAGUGGUGUGGCUCUGUAGAUGGCAUUGACAGGCUAUCAGUCAACUAGUUGGUCUAUCAUCUUGGUCCAAACAGAAAUAUCUCAACUAUUGGCUGGAUCGCCAUGAAAUUUCAUACGAAAAUUCAUGGUGCCCAGAGGAUGAAGCUUAAUAACUUUGGUGAUCCCUUGACUUUAUAUUAAUUUGUCCAGUUCUGAGUUUAUAAGCAUUCCAGUAAAUCUCUGUUAUUUGGUUAAUGUUAGCAUGGUAAUGACGAACAUGGUAAACAUUAAACCUGCUAACCAUCAGCAUGUUAGCAUCGUCAUUGUUAGCAUAAUCGCAUGCUAACAUUAGCUUGUAGCUCCAAGCACUGCUGUAGUACAGGACAGAGCAGUUAGCAUGGCUGUAAACUCUGUAAAAUAUAAAAAAGAUAAAAUAUUUUGUUUGUUUUAAUAUCUUGCAACACAAAAUAACUUUCAGAAAUUAGAAACAUAUAAAUAAAGCAGUUCUGCUUGUUAAAUGAAAUGAAAAGAUGUUACAUUUCCAAGCUUAAUUGUAAGGUACAAUCAUUGUUUGUCCCUUGCUUAAUAUGUUUAGAUUUUUGCUCUCCAAAUUUGUUUUGCACUGACCAAUCUGCCUGGCAGUAUACUUGAGCCCCACUCUCAUAGCAAGUCCCCCUAAAGUGUUUGAGCUGAAGCAUCUGAAUCGAUACCUCUGACUUACAGGAAAUAUUUUUUAUUAUAUGUGUAUCCACAGAGAUGGUCAGUGAUUUAUGAGUGUAAGUUUGUGACAGAAUAACUUCCCACAGUUCUUGAGUUGAGCAGUACACAAACAGGAAUGUGAGAAAUUCAACCAAAUAAUGUAAUUUUAUUCAUUUGUGCUGCGUUCUUCUUGCCUGCCCUUGAUGUUAUUAUGUCUGAAGUGGACAAGGGGGAGCAACUCCAGCCUCACAGUAUAAGGUUCAUGUUUUCAUGCAAGAUUGAAUCUGACAGAACAACAUUUUUUCUCCUUUAAAAAAAACACCAAGUAUUUGUUCAAGACUUGCAGUAUGUUUACAUUGUAGUCCUGUUGGAUGGGAACAAUUGUCUUCAAGAGAGAGAGCAUUUUUAAAGGAAUGAAAAUCAGCCAUAAGCAACUCACUUGAGUAUUUUUCUUAUUUUUAUUACAGUUUUAUCUCUAUGUCAAACCAAUGUGAGCUGUACAAUUGCUGUUUCAUCACCAAAUCAAGUCCUGGUCACUUUGGGUUUAAUAUGUAAACACCGUUGGUGAUCACUUUGCCUUGUUAUGAUGACUUUUUCUUGUUAGUUAACAUGCUGCUUUUGCCUUUACAAAGCCUUCAGAUGUGUGCUAGCUGUAGCUGACUCUCACAGUUGUUACCCACCAUGUCUGCCCAUCGCUCAUACACACGUUAAACAAAACAAAACAAGGUUAACCAGUGUUUAAAGAGUGCUUGCCAGUGUUUACAGACAGACUGCCAUGUUUGAAGACUUGAUGGAUUGUAGCACUACAGCAUUUAACUACUGUUACAGACUGUAGACAGAUUGAUGCCUUUCUCCAGGACACUUCCCCAGUGUUUUGUCAUCACUUCUCACAUUUUAAUUAUUUAUUUAACUUAGCUCUUUCCCCUGCUUUGCAUUUUGGGAGCUGUCUUUCAAAACCAUUUUCCCACUGAUGGCCUCUGAGCAGCUCUUUUGGAGCAGGUGAUAGGGUUUAGUGCCUUGCUUAAGGGUUAAGGAUAAUGAUUGAUGAGAGUAGACUGUCCAAGCAUACAAACGUGUAUUCCACCACCAGCACCCUAUCAUCUUGGCUUCCCUAUUGCCCUAGUGUUGAGGAACCUCCUGGUCAGGAUUGAUGAUGUGAUGACCAUUUUUGAUGCUCAGGGUGGAAACCUAACUGGACAGCUAGCUUAUUCUGUUCUGGAACCACUGGUAACCAUUCUUUAAGCUCAGCCAGAGCCAAUAGAAUUAGUUGAACAGAUGCCUGUGACAUACUGUAGAUCAAGUGUAGACUUGUGCUCAUGUGAUGUGUUACACAGCAACAUUUAAGAAUCUGGAAAAAAAAACUGGAGAAUACUUUAAAAAUGCAAAUAUAAUCACUACAGAAAAUGUGGUAUUUUUUUGUUAUUUUUUUUGCUGGUAAUUGUUGCAUUGUUUUAUUAUGCUCAGAUACCCAAAUCCCAUGGCAUCUUAGAAGAAUUUCAUUCCUUUCUUUUUAUAUUAACCCUUGGCUUGACUUCCUCAAAUACACUGAUGAAAUCAGAAUAAGGUGUCAGGUGGUGUGCUAAAUGAAUGACCAUGGACUGAGCGGUGCCAAACACUGUGAGCAGGACAAUCUGACAGUGUAUAAGCUGACCUUUGAGUGUAUCUCAGGUCUGACACAGAUUUCCUUCUCUGCCUGGUUCUGUUCUUCAGUUGAUGCCACCAUGUUUGUCUGAACCAAUACCUGUCUGUCAGCAUUAAUAAAUAAACAUAUGUUGAACAAGAAACAAGACAGGAAA